CAGGGUUACCGCGCCCAUCUCUGCCGUUUGAUGGCCGGAGGAAGCGCCUGAGAGACCGCGGCGAGGAGAGAGAAAGAAAGACAGAGCAGGAGAGCGAGCGAACAGCGGGACAGAAAGGGAGGCUACGUUCGGAUAGGGACCGGAGUAAACAACUUUGAUUUGAGCCAGCGUCAGAGGGGGGAAAAAAAGACGCGUUGUUUGCAGCUGAAUUAUUGUGAGUGUGUGUGUGAGAGUGUGUGUGAGAGUGAAACGUGCCGCUGUCUUCGCGCCCGUGGUGUGCCGGUGUGUGUUCCCCCCCGUUUGGCGUAUCGAAAGCUGGGUGCGGGGAGUGGCGCUCCUCGGUGAAGCUCGUUAGCUCGACGGAGAGAAAGGGGGAACUCUUUAUCUUUGCUGUUUCCAGUCAAUGCGAUAUAAACAACGGAUUCCCACGACUGAGAACGGAUCAGUAAGUGACCCAGCGCGAGGCAGGAGUGAAGCAUACCAUUUAGAAGAGGAAAAUGAGCGAACUCGACCAGCUACGUCAGGAGGCUGAACAGCUGAAGAACCAGAUCAGAGAUGCAAGGAAAGCAUGUGCGGAUGCCACCCUGUCUCAGAUUACAGCCAACAUCGACCCAGUUGGGCGAAUUCAAAUGCGCACCAGGCGGACACUGAGAGGUCACCUGGCUAAAAUCUACGCCAUGCACUGGGGCACUGACUCGAGGCUCCUUGUCAGUGCUUCCCAGGAUGGUAAACUUAUCAUUUGGGACAGCUAUACAACAAACAAGGUGCAUGCCAUCCCGUUGCGCUCCUCAUGGGUGAUGACGUGUGCGUACGCUCCGUCUGGCAAUUACGUGGCUUGCGGUGGCCUGGACAACAUCUGCUCCAUCUACAAUCUGAAGACGCGUGAGGGCAAUGUCCGUGUGAGCCGUGAGCUGGCUGGCCAUACAGGUUACCUCUCCUGCUGUCGUUUCCUGGACGACAACCAGAUUGUCACUAGCUCAGGCGACACCACCUGUGCUCUUUGGGACAUUGAGACGGGGCAGCAGACGACCACGUUUGCAGGUCACACUGGGGAUGUGAUGUCUCUGUCUCUGGCCCCAGAUGCCCGCUUGUUUGUCUCUGGUGCCUGUGAUGCCUCUGCUAAGCUUUGGGAUAUCAGAGAGGGCAUGUGCAGACAGACCUUCACUGGCCAUGAGUCCGACAUCAACGCCAUCUGUUUCUUCCCCAACGGGAAUGCGUUUGCCACAGGCUCGGACGACGCCACCUGCAGGCUGUUUGACCUGCGUGCCGACCAGGAGCUGAUGGUGUACUCGCACGACAACAUCAUCUGCGGCAUUACCUCGGUGGCCUUUUCCAAAAGCGGUCGUUUGCUGCUCGCCGGCUACGAUGACUUCAACUGCAAUGUCUGGGACACCCUCAAAGCCGACCGUGCAGGUGUCCUGGCAGGCCAUGAUAACCGUGUUAGCUGCUUGGGUGUUACUGAUGAUGGAAUGGCAGUGGCCACAGGCUCUUGGGACAGUUUCCUUAAGAUCUGGAAUUAAAGCUGCAAGAUGGCAUCCGGACUCCAAAGUUGACUGGAAGACCAUUCCAACAUAAUGUUAAAUUUUAUUGCAUAUCCAAUCUUCUUAAAACGCAACACAACUGACCCCCGUUAUCUGAGGAAACAACAGGGCAAAAAAAAAACAAACAAACCGAUUCUCCUUCCCAUAAAAAGAGCACAAUUAUUUCAUUCAGUACAUCACAUGGAAGUCAGUGGGGUCAAAAUUAAAUGGUGGGGGGCGGGAGGGAGGGAGGGGGCCAAAAGUAACUGUGCAUUCCUAACGGGACCAUUCUCCAAGCGCUCAUCACACUGCAAUCGUCAUUUACGCCAACGUUAUCUAACAGAGUAAAAAAGAAAGGCAGCAGACGUUGUCCCCUUACACUAGUCGGGGUUUUCUUUUGCUGUUUGUUUUCUAAAUACACAUCCCGUUUACAUACGGUUAGUGUUUCAAAUGAGGAUCAAAAGCUCUUUUAUCACUUAGUCUUUGAAUAUUUUAGAUUCAAGUUUGUAGAUGGAGGAUAAUGUUGACAAUAAUCACAGGUGUUAUAAUACAGCUUUGUUGUGUCAGAAACGAGGAGUGGUUUGAGCCUGACCUGUAUAUUUAGUCCCACAAUCUAUCAUUAUUAUUAUUUUUUUUGUUUUGUUUUCUGUCUAGUCAUGAGUCUUUGUUUGCACAGGAAUAAAAGCAUUGCAUACAUAGAAUAAUGUUGAAAAUGUUGACUAACCAAGCACAUGCUGUUAAUGAUGAAUGCUCAUUUAGAAAAGAAAGAAAAACGGUCCAUUUUAAAUAUAUUUCUCUUAUUGGUUUUGUUUUUGUUUUUUUUGCUUGAUGAGGGUCAAGAAAUGAAAUGAAGAUUAACCCGUCGUGUAACAGUUUUAAUUUUCUCUUCUCCAUGUUCAUGUCCUUUUUUUUUUUGUUUUGUUUUUGGUUGAGCUUCGGUGUGGAGGGUUCGGGAGGGUUCGGGGGGGGUGGGAGCGGAGGGCUUUCGGGUGUAACUCGAAUUUCCAUUUUUACCCGGUUUCAACACAGGUGCCCGUUCCGUGCUUGGAAAAAAAAAAAAAAAACCCAGUUACUUCUCUGUGAAUGACAUGUUGUAAAAAUCAAUGUUUGAAAAUAAUGAUAUUAAAAAAAAAAACUUUUUAAGUUAAAAAAUUAAAAAAAAAAAAAACCUUUUAUUUUGGUUGUCUGCCAUGAGUGGGUUAACUCUUAGAAUCGCAUGCUGUAGAAUUGCUUAAAAAGAGGUGCAUAUGGAAAGUCCUUUGAUGUUUUUCUUUAAGGAAAUAACCUGUUAAAUAGAUCAUCACAAUGAUAUUUAUAUUCCUUUUUUUCCUCUUCUUUUGCUACUCUGUGCAUACAGAAUCCAAUUAAACUCGCAAAGCUAUGCACUCGAGAAGCAAACACAUCGAUUGACCUGUUCUAUCCAUACCUUGAAGUUUCUAAAACACUCGUACACCGACCCUCUCACACACACACACACACACACACACACACUCAAACUAGAACAAAAAUUGUCAUUCUUUCUGUAGCAAGACAAAAAAAUUCCAGACACAAAGAAAAGAAUGCUAGAGACAUUUUGUAACAAACAGGUUUUAAUGUCCUUUAAUAAAAAAAAGAAAAAAAAACUUUGCAGCAUUUGAAUGGCAGAGAAUUUUUCUGUUGUUCCUUUCUGCGUGUAACGAGAGGCGCUCUUUCCUUAGCGGUAGUGGCAUUUCUUCCAUUCUGUUCUCCCCUCUGCGACAUUCUGUACAAAAACAAAAUAAAAAAGUGCUGUCGUUGUGCAUUAGGCCUGGAGUUGGCAACAAAAUAAAUACAGAAAAAGCUACAAAAAAAAAAAGGAUUAAAUCAAUUCCUUCUCUCUCUCUCUCUCUCUCUCUCUCUCUCUCUCUCUCUCUCUCUCUCU
This is a messenger RNA of Hemibagrus wyckioides, 3420 nucleotides long. It is a transcript of the gene gnb1a, whose product is annotated as guanine nucleotide binding protein (G protein), beta polypeptide 1a. Bases 498 to 1520 code for a protein of 340 amino acids. The transcript is spliced from 11 exons. Lineage: Eukaryota; Metazoa; Chordata; Actinopteri; Siluriformes; Bagridae. Gene Ontology annotation, cellular component: cytoplasm; heterotrimeric G-protein complex. Gene Ontology annotation, biological process: G protein-coupled receptor signaling pathway. Gene Ontology annotation, molecular function: signaling receptor complex adaptor activity; protein binding. The record is from RefSeq and is a predicted model, not a curated record.